This is a messenger RNA of Beta vulgaris subsp. vulgaris (sugar beet), 576 nucleotides long. RefSeq lists its product as uncharacterized. The record is from RefSeq and is a predicted model, not a curated record. The transcript has a single exon. The coding region runs from base 1 to 576 and encodes 191 amino acids. NCBI's taxonomy places the organism in Eukaryota, Viridiplantae, Streptophyta, Magnoliopsida, Caryophyllales, Amaranthaceae.
AUGGUGUACAAGAGCGCAGAUAGAGUGUGUCGAACAGUCAUAAAAGGAAGAAAUCUCGAAGCUUGGUACCCAACCGAGUUCCUUAAUAGCCUUAAGUUCCCGGGGGUACCAAAUCAUGAGAUACACAUAAAGGUGAGAUGCCCUAUUAUGUUGUUGAGAAACAUCAACCAAAGAGAUGGGUUGUGUAAUGGCACACGCCUUAUUGCCACAAGAUUACAACAAAGAGUCAUAGAAGCACGCGUCAUUAUAGGUACAAAGGCAGGGGAGCUGGUAACUAUACCAAGGGUGGAAAUGUCACUAUCUGAUCAAAAGUUGCCAUUUACCCUAAAGAAGCGUCAAUUUCCAAUAAAAGUGUGCUUCGCAAUGACAAUCAACAAGAGCCAAGGGCAAACAUUUGAUCAAGUGGGUAUGUACUUGCCAGAACCAGUAUUCACGCAUGGCCAGCUAUAUGUAGCUGUCUCAAGAGUCACUGCACGUAAAGGAUUGAAAAUAUGCAUCCCAAGGACAGAUGCUGAAGAUCAGCAAAUUGCAAUGACAAAAAAUGUAGUCUAUAAAGAAAUAUUUAGGGAUGUAUAA